GCCUGAGGCUCAGACACCAGGGAGAGGAACACACAGCUGCCAGAGGACUCCAGAAUAGAAAUAAAAACUUAAAACAUUUUUUUCUUCCUUUUAAAUUUUUACUGAUUUCCUAUGAAUUUAUUAGAAUAACUGGGCUUCAUUUUAACAUUUUUAUCCAUUUUUUGGAACUUUAAGUUUUUUCUUUUCACCGCAUUUACCUCCGACUUUUAAACAAAUCUUCUGAAAUGUUUCCAGAGACAAACAAAGGAUUCAGCUAUGAGGACUGCAAGGCCACAUCUGAUUGGCUACUGGCGCAGACAGACAUCCGACCCAAUGUGGGCAUCGUGUGCGGCUCGGGACUCGGAGGGCUGGCUGACAUGUUAAAGGACCAAGUGGUCUUCAACUACAAAGACAUACCUAACUUUCCACAGAGCACUGUGCACGGCCACGCAGGGCGGCUGGUGUUUGGGACCUUAAAGGGAAGGCCUUGUGUUUGCAUGCAGGGGCGCUUUCACCUCUAUGAAGGCUAUCCUAUCCAGAAGAUAACCCUGCCAAUGCGCAUCUUCAAGAUGCUCGGCGUUGAGACGGUGAUCCUCACCAACGCAGCCGGAGGACUGAACCAGGACUUCAAAGUGGGUGACAUCAUGGUUAUCAAAGACCACAUCAACAUGCCUGGCUUCGCUGGCAACAACCCAUUGGUUGGACCCAACGAUGAGAGGUUUGGCGUGCGGUUCCCCUGCAUGUCCGAUGCAUAUGAUCGAGAGCUGCAGCAGCUGGCUGUGGACAUUGGACAGGAACUUGGUUAUGGAGACUUCCUGAAGGAGGGUGUCUACUGUGUGCUGGGUGGACCGUCAUUCGAGACGAUUGCUGAGUGCCGCAUCCUGCACAAACUGGGUGCUGAUGCUGUUGGCAUGAGCACAGUCCACGAAGUGAUCGUGGCCCGCCACUGCGGCAUGCGCGUGGUUGCCCUCUCGCUGAUCACCAAUCUGGUGGUGAUGGACUACGACAGCCAAGAGAAGGCCAAUCAUGAGGAUGUCCUACAGGCGAGCAAACUGCGAGCGGGGCAGCUGGAGAGGCUCGUUUCCACCGCGGUGACCCGGAUUGAGCCCAACAACAACUACAUCUAAUCAGACACAUCUUCAAACCAAGGACACUUAAAGGGAUAGUUUGGAAGUUUUGAAGUGCACGUCUGUGGAAAGAUCAUUAAAAUCCAACUAAGUUCUCACUGGAUUGGCAUGCUAACUGCUAAUGUGAACAACACUAGUUUAAAAAAUGGAUUAUAGUCAUCCUAAUUCAAAUUUAAUCUAAAAAACAUACGUGUGUUAUUUACAUGUUACAGUUUUUUUUACACUUUUGCCUAGGUUACCCAAAAUAACAAUUAGAGAUGUUUGCUAUCUUUUAACUAAUAUCGGAUAAUUACUUUAUUUCCGAUAUCAAAAUAAACUAUCACAUAAAGCAUUCUCAAACUUUUUGUGCAAAAAAAAAAGACCAUUUCUUAAUCUUAAUUUAAUCCAAUGUCUGAAAAACUAAACCUCAGAUUUUUAGUAUGAGAGAAGUAGCUGAAGAGUUUGAUGUAUAUGUGUAUAGUAUAUAAAGGGGGCUGUGCUAUUGGUACACCUUUUGGUGCAUUUUUCAAACAGGAAGUGUGGGUGGAGGGGGGUGACUUGCUCUUUAAACUGUCAUGUUUUUUCAGCAGACUAGUUUAAUAUGGUACACUGUAAGAGAUGUUGAAUUUACUUUGUCAAAUUAUGUCAACUGUUACCACUAAACCUAGCUUCAUUAAUGUCCUAGGUAAUGUACAUUGUUUAAAGUAGACGUAGUACUCUUUACAUUUUAGCUACUAAGUUUAGUGGAGUCAGUUGACAUAAUAAAGUUAAUUCAAGAUUUUAUUUCUUCAGUGUAGAAAACUUUAGUAACAGGAUGCACUUUAACCAUCCCACUAGUUUGUUCAAUCUGGUCAGUGCCAACUCGGUUUUCCAGAGCUUUUUACAACUGCCGAGAAAUUUACUUAAUCUACUCCAAACUAUCCAAAUUAUCACUUAAAGCAAACCUAAAGCUGUGAUCUUUGUUAGGUAAAAUAUUAACUUUUUGGUUUAGUUGUGUAUGGAACUCAACAAUAACCUCCAUGUGUCCUGCAGGACUAACAUUCCCCUGAAAGGGUGGCUCCACAAGAAGUCACGUUUUUUUUGUAUCUUCAUUUUUAAAUGACGCAUUUCCUCAACUUAUAUGAUCAGCUUGUACAAAUGUCUGCAAUUUAACUUAACAAUUAUCCUAAAUCUGUUGUGAGGAUCUGACAUUUCUGUUGUUGAAAAUGUGUAAAUGUUUGUUUUUUUUAUUGACUGUUGUGACUAAAAAUGCUAUUUAUUAAAA
This is a messenger RNA of Nothobranchius furzeri (turquoise killifish), 2349 nucleotides long. It is a transcript of the gene pnp5a, whose product is annotated as purine nucleoside phosphorylase 5a. Gene Ontology annotation, cellular component: cytoplasm. The record is from RefSeq and is a predicted model, not a curated record. Gene Ontology annotation, molecular function: purine-nucleoside phosphorylase activity. Lineage: Eukaryota; Metazoa; Chordata; Actinopteri; Cyprinodontiformes; Nothobranchiidae. Gene Ontology annotation, biological process: nucleoside metabolic process.